Acaulospora morrowiae is the source of this 2015-nucleotide messenger RNA. Lineage: Eukaryota; Fungi; Glomeromycota; Glomeromycetes; Diversisporales; Acaulosporaceae. The record is from the annotation of a GenBank genome assembly.
GUGGCUCCCCCAAGGUUAAGUCUAAGAAAAGCGGUGCGGGGUAUUUAACUAAAGAAGGGGUGCUCGGUUAUUUUGCUACUGUCAUAAAAUUAAAUGAGAAAAGGGCUCAAAUACAGGUUGAUCCGUUGCAAGUAGGAACGGACGGUUUUUUAAUGAAUUUAACCAAGGUUUUAUUAACUCUGGCGGAUCCCUUUAUGGACGUCCAUUGUUCUAAGAUCGAUCGCAUUGACGUCGACUACUUCCGAAAGUCCAAGAGAAUUGAUGUCAGUCAGGAGACAAAAAUUAAGGCGACUCAACAGGAGUAUGAUGAAUACUGUUCUCAGCCUACUAGGAAUAAUGAUGCACCGAACUUCAUAUCAGAAAUAUUUUUCCUUACGAUCGCAAUGCAUCAUUAUGGACCUUUGCACUGUUAUGAAAAAUACAAUAACUUGAUCAAAGAUCUAUCAGAACUUCAAAGACAAUAUGAAAGACUGAGGGCAGAUCAACCCAAUUGGACAGGGGCUGAUGCUGUGAUAAAUGAAGAAAUUUUGAAGCGAUACAAAUUACAACUCGAUAAAGGAACAUCGCAUAAGAUAGCUUACGACACACAACUUUUAGAUAAUACUGCAUUAUCUCAUUCGCUCCAAUUUUAUAACUUGGUCAUUAAUUGGAUACUGCGAAUUGUCGAUCCUAUUGGAAAACAUCCGGCGCAACAGAUACGAUUGCCACUGCCGAAGACACCGCCAGAAGCCUUUACAAUGUUACCGGAAUAUAUAAUUGAAGACAUAGCUGAAUUCUUUUUAUUCAUUUCAAGAUAUGUUCCUAAAGUUGCACUCACGAGUUCACGUGAUGAAUUGGUUAUCUUUAUAAUCACUUUUCUCAAUUCUUCAACUUACAUCAAAAAUCCAUACUUAAAGGCCAAGUUAGUGGAAAUUUUGUUCCAUUAUACCCUAUAUGGUGAAAAUGAAGGUGGAAUAGGUGCGAUUUUGUUAACUCAUCCAAUCUCGUUGAAUCACCUAAUGCCAUCUUUAAUGCAGUUUUACGUUGAGGUCGAACAAACUGGAGCACAUACGCAAUUUUACGACAAAUUUAACAUUCGAUAUAACAUUUCGCAAAUUUUCAAAGCAAUAUGGAACAAUCAUGCUCACAAGGAAAGGCUGAAGGAAGAAAGCUUGAAGACAGAGUCCUUUGUUCGAUUCGCCAAUUUGCUUAUGAACGAUGCGACAUAUUUAUUAGAUGAAAGUCUAACAAAAUUAUCCGAGAUCCACAAUAUACAAAUUGAAAUGGAUGAUAGAGAAACAUGGGAUAGACAAACCCCACAACAUCGACAGGAACGUGAAGGUCUGCUUCGUUCUCUCGAACGACAAGCAACAUCAUAUAUGGCACUUGGGAACGAAACAGUACAUAUGCUAGAAUAUAUGACAUCCGAGGUGGUUGAUCCAUUCCUUACACCCGAAAUUGUUGAUCGAUUAGCAGCAAUGUUGGAUUAUAAUUUAGUAUCAUUGGUAGGCCCCAAAUGCACCGAACUAAAAGUUAAGAACCGUGAAAAAUACAGAUUUCAGCCUAGAGAAUUGUUAUCACAAUUAGUCUCCAUUUAUCUAAACUUGGGUAAACAUAAAGAAUUCGUACAAGCAGUGGCAAGGGAUGGUAGGAGUUACAGUAAGAAUCAUUUUUCUAGAGCCGCAGGAAUUUUGUUGAACAGGGGGUUGAAGUCAGAUAAGGAUGUUGCAGAAUUAGAGAAAUUUGUUAAUGAAGUUGAAGAAUUUAUUAAAGCUCAGGCUGCUGGAGAAGAGGAGUUGGGAGAAAUUCCUGACGAAUUUUUGGAUCCACUAAUGUACAGUAUUAUGGAAGAUCCUGUGAUUUUACCUGAAUCAAGGGUUACUAUCGAUCGGAGCACUAUAACAACGCAUCUUUUAAGCGAUACUACUGAUCCUUUUAAUCGAAAACCACUAACAAUUGAUCAAGUAAUACCAAACACUGAAUUGAAAGAAAGGAUUAUUGCGUAUAGAAAUAAGCGACAAAAUAGAAAUUCUUGA